Megalops cyprinoides (Indo-Pacific tarpon) is the source of this 2779-nucleotide messenger RNA. RefSeq names its product cleavage stimulation factor subunit 2-like. The record is from RefSeq and is a predicted model, not a curated record. Gene Ontology annotation, molecular function: mRNA binding. The transcript has 14 exons. Gene Ontology annotation, biological process: mRNA 3'-end processing. Gene Ontology annotation, cellular component: mRNA cleavage and polyadenylation specificity factor complex. The coding region runs from base 247 to 1914 and encodes 555 amino acids. Lineage: Eukaryota; Metazoa; Chordata; Actinopteri; Elopiformes; Megalopidae.
CCGAGAGAAGAAGCGAAACGCUGAACAUUUGUCAGAAAAGUUAGUUGUACAGUUUAUAUCGUAGUUAGCAAAGGACAUCAGUUUGUACAAUGAAUAGUUUAACUGGUUGAAAUCUUGUCCUUAUUCUUGACAACCUGCCUUGUUCGUGCGUAUACUAACGUUGCAAGAAAAGUAACGUUAACGUUAGUCUUGUUCCAAGAGGUGUGUUUGCUUCCGAUUUUAUCCGUUGGCUAUAUAUUGUGGAAUAUGGCGAAUGCAACGGCUGUAGGUUCUGCAGCAGGGAGAGACCCCGCCGUAGACCGCUCUCUGCGCUCAGUCUUUGUGGGAAACAUUCCUUAUGAAGCCACGGAGGAACAACUGAAAGACAUCUUCUCAGAGGUCGGCCUGGUGGUGAGCUUCAGAUUAGUCUAUGACAGAGAAACAGGAAAGCCAAAGGGCUAUGGCUUCUGUGAAUACCAGGACCAGGAGACCGCCCUCAGUGCGAUGCGUAACCUGAACGGGAGAGAGUUCAGCGGCAGGGCCCUCCGAGUGGACAAUGCGGCCAGCGAGAAGAACAAGGAGGAGUUAAAAAGUUUAGGGACUGGUGCCCCUGUCAUUGAGUCUCCCUAUGGCGACAGUUGCAAGCCCAAGGAGGCCCCAGAAUCUAUCAGUCGUGCAGUGGCCAGUCUGCCCCCAGAGCAAAUGUUUGAGCUCAUGAAACAAAUGAAACUGUGUGUGCAGAAUAACCCACAGGAGGCCAGGAACAUGCUGCUGCAGAACCCCCAGUUGGCGUAUGCUUUGUUGCAGGCCCAGGUGGUCAUGAGGAUCGUUGACCCUGAGAUUGCCCUGAAAAUGCUUCACCGUCAGACGCCAGUUCAGCCCCUGGUACCCAGCAGUAAAGUUAGUGCAGUGCCUGGACCCAGCCAACCUCUUUCCCAGCCAAAUGUCCCAGUGCCCCAGCAACAAACCAUGGUCAGUAUGCACAUGAAUGGAGGCUCCCAGAUGAUGCAGCCCCCUCAGAUGAUGGCAGGAGUGCCAGGGCAGGGGCCAGUGGGGCCCUCAGGAGAUCUCCCAGAACAGCCGUGGCAACAGCCAAGCCCUUUCUCUUUUUCUGUCUUCUCAGGUGGGAUGCAGUCCCAGAUGAACAUUCCCCAGGGAGGUCCUGUACCCACAGAUAGGGGUCAAGGAAACCUUCAGCUCUCUCCUGUAGGACCAGCAGGGCAGGCUGCUAGCGAGCUGCCUGAAGUUCCCAUGACUGACCCGCGGGCUCCCAUGCGGGCGGGGGUUCUGCCGGGCCCUUCGACAGUGCAGCCCAGGGGCCUGCUGGGUGAUGGCCCCAAUGACCCCCGUGGUGGCACGCUGCUCUCAGUCACCGGGGAGGUGGUGGAGCCUGGUCGUGGGUAUGUGGGGGCCCCUCCGCUCCAGGGCCCGCCCAUGCAUAUGACGCAUGAUGGACGCGGGCCCCCUCCCGACAUGCGAGGGCACAUGCCCGACAUGAGGGGGGGACCCAUGGCUGAGCCCAGGGGCAUGAUGGGAGAGCCCGGCAUAUCCAUGAUGGAACAGAGAGGGCCAUCCAUGGAAGCCAGGGGAGGUCGUGACCCCAGAAUGGUGGACACUCGCUGUCUGGACCCCAGGUGUCCCAUGCCAACCCAGAGAGUUCCCAUGGGAGCCAGCAUGCAGGGCCCAGGCCAGCACACUAUGGGAGGCAGUGGGCUUCCGUCCAGCAGACAGGCUUCCAGUCUACCAGGUGGCCCCCAGACCGGAGGCUUUAGCCCCACCCAAAAUCAGGUUAUGUCUCAGGACCAUGAGAAGGCUGCACUGAUAAUGCAGGUGCUGCAGCUGACCCCAGAACAGAUCGCCAUGCUACCGCCUGAGCAGAGACAAAGCAUCAUGAUCCUGAAGGAGCAGAUCCAGAAGACGGCUGGGGCUCCAUAACAGCAGCUGAAAUCGCUUCCACAGGACAGGUGAAACAGAGGGCCAUAGGAAAAUUGGUAUGAUCUCUGUGUUAGGUUAGAGGUCAGUGGGGUAGGUGACUGCAUAAGAGAUUGUGAUUGUGUGCAUCACUUGGCUUGUUCAUAUCGAAACUGCCUUUGCAAUGAAAUGAGACCCUGUUCCCCAUUUCACUAAGAACUAUAAAUAGCAAGUAAACAUCACAUUGGCUGGCAUAUGGUACACUUGUUACAAAAAAUGGGUGAUGGGAAAUGACCCAACAACAAUGCAAGUCAUUGACAUGUAUAUGGUGUCUUCCUGUACCGUCAGAAAAUUGAUUUUUCAUCAAUUUGGGAUAGCCACCAAGGCUGACAGCAUUUCUCUGAAAAGGGAGAUCACACAGGAUGAGGAAUUUUUGUUUCCUUGCUGGAAGGCUAUCUUCAGUCUUCCACUUUUCCUUACUGUCUGCCAACCUGGUCUAGUGUGACUGAGUCUACCGUCAUGGAAAAGGAAAUUGUUUAAUCACUUUUCCUUUUGGAUGGCAGGCUUUCUGCACAGUACAAGCCCUCAGCUGGCACCUGCUCUACUUCGUAUCAGCAAGGACAUGUCCAGCCUCUCAAGUCCGAAUUUCACACAGUGUGUCAUUAUUUCAUUUCUUGCUUGUAUCAUUCAGACGGUUGCUUUCAUGUGGAGGGUCGGAGGUGGUGCUGCUAGUGCAGUUUGUACUCCACAGUUAUGAGGAGGGACCUGCUUCAGACAGAGAGCCUUCCAGGAUGGGGAUUUGCUACAGGUGGCCUCAAAACCUACUGAGCCAGAAGAGGCCCAAGGGUGUACUAACGCCCUGUAAGGACCAACUCGGUCACUCACUGAA